GCCUGGGCGCGCUCCUGGAGCAGCAUUUAAUGCAACAUAACUUUCUAACAUAAUAGGUACAAUAUUCAUUUUAAUAUUUGCAAAAAGCCAGUCAUAAAAUAGGCAAAGCCAAUAAUAAAACAGGCAUUUUUCACAGCUGGGAGCUUCUGGUGUGUGCCUUGUGCCUGCUGCAGUGUGUGCCUAGGUGUGCUCCCGGAGCAGCAUUUAAUACAACAUAACUUUCUAACAUACCACGUGUAAUAUUAAUUUUAAUAUUUGUAAAAAGCCAAUCAUAAAACAGGAAAAGCCAACCAUAAAAUAGGCAAAGCCAAUCAUGAAAUGCACAUUUUUCACAGGCAGGAGCUGCUGGCGUGUGCCCUGUGCCCGUGCAGCGUGUGCCUGGGCGCGCUCCCGCAGCAUCAUUCCCACCACGGGCAGCUGACCUCCUCCUUCCUCCUCCUCCUCCUCCUUCCUCCUCCCGCCUGUGAACCCGGGGCUGCCCCUGGAAUGCUAUUGAUCCGCGGCAUUAGUCAGCAGCCUUUCCCGUGGAAGGGCAGCUCUUUCCCAGCUCCUGACACGUAACUGCGAUGCGCGGCCUUUCAGGGAGCGCACACUCCCCACCUGCUCCUCCGGGAGAAGGUCAUUAUCCAGAGCGGGCUAUUCAGUGCCACUGGAGCAUGCAAGAAUAGCCGCUGCUCCCAUUGUGCUGCCCGGGCCACGGAUUGGCUCACGAGUGUGGGAAACGCCGCCGAGCCGCAGACCCACACGCUGGCCCCGGGCUCGUUCUGUAUAAAUAUCGGGUACAGGCAGCUCCCAGCAUCACGUUUCUCCCGGAUUCCACUCCAAGAGCUCUCUGCUCAGCACAGAUGGCUCCCAGCACCGUUUUCCUGGAGCCCGACAACCUGCUGACGCCAAAGGAGAAAAACAAACUGAGGAAGCCGGUGGUGGAGAAAAUGCGCCGGGACCGGAUUAACAGCAGCAUCGAGCAGCUGAAACUGCUCCUGGAGAAGGAGUUCCAGAGGCACCAGCCCAACUCCAAGCUGGAGAAAGCCGACAUCCUGGAGAUGACUGUCAGCUACCUGAAGCAGCAGAGCCAGCUGCAGAUGAAGGCUGCAGGAUCCUUCCAUAAAAGCUCCCAGUUUGACUUCAGAGAGGGCUAUUCCAGGUGUUUGCAAGAAGCUUUCUAUUUCCUCUCUCUCCACAAAGUCCGGACUGAAACACAGACCAAACUUUUAAGCCACUUCCAGAAGAGCCAGGCAGCUGCUCCAGAGGUCUCCUUCUCCCCUGGGAACUCCAGUGCCCUGAAACAAGUGUCUCCAAAGGACAGCAGCCCUCUCUGGAGGCCCUGGUAGUCACUGCACGGACCUGUGACAGUCCAGAGGAAGGAUCUGACUGCAUCUGAUAGUCCGGCUCUGAUCCUCUCUCCUGUAGGGAAUUUUAUUUCCCCCCGUGUUUUAUUUAUGUAUUGGAGAAUGCCAUGCUUUUGACUUUUUUUUUUUUUUUUUUUGGGAUCCUCUGGCAAAAGCUGAGGUGUUCUGUUUAGUGUUGAAGCUGUGUAGGCACUGGUGCAGUGCUGCCCAGGCAGGGGCAUCUUCUUCAGAAUGAAGGAGGGUGUUUGUAAAUGUUACACUUGUGAUGGACAGGAAUUGCUGUAGGAGAUUUUCUCUAAUAUUCCCAGUAAGAGCCAUCAACUUUGCUCUGGCUUGACUGACAACUCUGGUUGGCUCAGUCACUCUGGAGGAUAAAUUUAUUCCCUUUGGUUCAUGCACAUUUGGUUAAAGUAUUUCCCUCUGUUUGUUUAUCAGUCGUGCAGCAUCAAAAACAGAUUUGGUUUUGGUUUGGAUUUCUCCCCCAUGGGCCUUUCAUAGUCCUGUAUAUACAGUGUGAGGGAUGACCAGGAGUUAGGAAACUAUGUGGAAUAUUUCUACUAUUUGAUGCUUUUUUCAAUUUAGAAAAAGAGUAUGUUAUUGCUUUAUGUUAAAGAAAAGUAGUAGGUAACAGGCUUGAUUUGUCAAUGUUAUACAUUUUGGGUGUAAGCUAUGCUUUUUUUAGCAUUUUCAUUAUAAUAAUGAUUUUUAUCUGUAUUGAGUGCUUGAAUUCCUGGUGGAUGAUGUUUCUCCCAGUGCUGGGACUGCCCUAUGGCUCACCUGCAUACUGUGUAUGCAUCUCUGUGUGUGUAGAGAGCAAUAAAAUGCAUUUGUGUGCAA
This is a messenger RNA of Motacilla alba alba, 2186 nucleotides long. RefSeq names its product transcription factor HES-5-like. Bases 846 to 1331 code for a protein of 161 amino acids. The transcript is spliced from 3 exons. NCBI's taxonomy places the organism in Eukaryota, Metazoa, Chordata, Aves, Passeriformes, Motacillidae. Gene Ontology annotation, cellular component: nucleus. The record is from RefSeq and is a predicted model, not a curated record. Gene Ontology annotation, molecular function: RNA polymerase II cis-regulatory region sequence-specific DNA binding; protein dimerization activity; DNA-binding transcription factor activity, RNA polymerase II-specific. Gene Ontology annotation, biological process: regulation of transcription by RNA polymerase II; anterior/posterior pattern specification; regulation of neurogenesis.